Colletotrichum godetiae is the source of this 1377-nucleotide messenger RNA. Its product is annotated as riboflavin transporter MCH5. The coding region runs from base 1 to 1377 and encodes 458 amino acids. Gene Ontology annotation, cellular component: membrane. Gene Ontology annotation, biological process: protein histidyl modification to diphthamide; transmembrane transport. Lineage: Eukaryota; Fungi; Ascomycota; Sordariomycetes; Glomerellales; Glomerellaceae. The transcript is spliced from 2 exons. The record is from RefSeq and is a predicted model, not a curated record. Gene Ontology annotation, molecular function: 2-(3-amino-3-carboxypropyl)histidine synthase activity; transmembrane transporter activity.
AUGUCACAAACAGCUGUAAAGACAUCAUCUGUACAGUUGAGAAGCAUUCACGGCCACACAUCAUCUACGCCAUUCACGAAUUUUCUGGACGAUGGAGACCGCUCGAGAUCAAGAGCCAGAUCCAGCUAUACGCAACAUGAUGCCUCAGGUCUCAACGAACUGACCUUCCCCGAAGGAGGCUGGCAGGCCUGGCUGGUUGUCUUUGGGUCGUUCUGUGCAAUGCUUUCGGUUUUCGGCCUCAUUAACUCAGCUGCCGUCUUCGAGUCAUAUUUCUCUGAAAACCAACUUGCUGAUCAUUCAUCAUCCGAGAUCGGAUGGAUUUUCAGCUUGUACCUUUUCAUUGUCUUUUUUGUCGGUAUUCAAGUUGGUCCCCUGUUUGACCAGUACGGUCCCCGUGGCCUUGUUGUCGCUGGUGGUCUUUGCAUGUCUGCAAGCCUUCUCUUAUUGAGCUUAUGCAAAGAAUAUUAUCAAAUCCUGCUGGCGUACUCAAUUCUCGGUGGCUUGGGAGGUGCCCUACUGGACUCGCCCUCUUACGGCGCUAUUGCUCACUUCUUUGACUCACGCCGAGGCUUCGCCACGGGUAUAGCCGCCACAGCUGGUUCGAUAGGCGGAAUCGUGUAUCCGAUCUUGCUUCAAAACCUGUUCCCGACUCUCGGGUUUGGUCCGACAGCGCGGAUUCUUGGCUUCAUCCUCCUUGGACUAACGGUACCCGCGACUCUCUUUAUUCGGUCUCGGCUGCCAAAGAAAGAGGGACCUGGGUCCAUCUGGCCAGAUUUGACUGUCUUCCGCGAUCCAAAAUUUAGCCUGUCAGCGAUCGGAAUCUUCUUCAUGGAGUGGGGUCUCUUUGUCCCCAUCACCUACAUCAUCUCUUACGCUGCGACUCUACCCGGCAGCAACGUUCAUUCGUACACAAUUCUGUCCAUUCUCAACGCGACAUCAGCGAUCGGGAGGUUCCUCCCAGGUCUGGCUGCAGACAAGUACGGGAGAUUUAACGUCAUUCUCAUCACCAUCGCCCUCUGCUUCAUCACAAUUCUUGGCCUAUGGCUGCCUUCGGGAAAUUCUCAAUCGAUGCUCCUAGCUUUUGUUGCUAUAUUCGGUUUCGCAAGUGGGAGUAAUCUAGGACUAGUUCCGGUCUGCCUGGGUCAAUUGUGCGAUGCAAGGGAAUAUGGACGUUAUCUCUCCACGGCGAUGAUGAUGGCCAGCUUCGGCACUCUCAGCAGUUUGCCAAUUGCCGGUGCCAUCCUCGAGGCACAGGAAGGAGGCCAAAACUGGAAGGGACUGAUAUUGUUUUCUGGCGUCUCUUAUUUUCUUGCUUUCAUUUGCUACGCUGCGGUUAGGGUUUUGGCUGUGGGGUGGGAAUUCUCAGCAAGAUUCUAA